GACCACACAAAUUUCUGAUUAGUUAUACAAUUAAUUAAGCUAAACCAGCGAAAUGCAGCCUGAUUUAACUAAACCGGAAAUAACCCACUCCAAUAUAUUGACUUCUUCAUGUGGAAGACACUGAUUUCGAGACACUGAUACCUCCUACUCCGCUGCAGAGGUUCCAAAUCCCACCGAGCACGAUGACCACAAUGCUCACUUUACUAUUCUCAACAGUGACUGUGGCGAUUAUCGCGAUCCUUUCAUCGAGUUCCCAAAUCGGUUUCGGAAUCUUCGCACCGCCUGAAAUCGCCGGCUCGCGUGAUGUUUUCCCGUCGGCGAGGGUGAUAAACGUCACGGGAGCCUCCGGUCCGGAGAGUGUAGCUUUCGAUCCAGCAGGGGAAGGUCCGUACGUUGGUGUCUCUGACGGUCGGGUCCUGAAAUGGCGCGGAGAAUCGCUUGGAUGGACGGAUUUCGCUCACACAGCCGCUAAUAGGAUUCAGAGAGAAAAGAGCAUUCUUUUGUUAACUUUGUUGAACUCUAAAGCGAUCAAUUUGCUUUUAUCAUGCGUUGUGGUAGUCUCUCAGAGGCAGUUGUGCGUUAGGCCAUUUGCGCCAGAGCUGGAGCAUGUGUGUGGAAGGCCAUUAGGAUUGCGUUUCGAUAUGAAAACCGGAGAUCUUUACAUUGCGGACGCUUACUUUGGCCUUCUUAUCGUUGGUCCUGCUGGUGGUUUAGCCAAACCGCUGGUUACAGAAGCUGAGGGUCAAAGGUUUACUUUCACUAAUGAUUUGGACAUUGAUGAGGAGGAAGAUGUGGUUUACUUCACAGAUACCAGCACCAGAUUCCAGAGAAGGCAAUUCUUGGCUGCUGUUUUGAACUUUGAUAAGACUGGAAGGUUGAUCAAGUAUGACAGAUCAAGCAAGAAAGUGACGGUCUUACUACAAGGCGUUGCAUUUGCAAACGGCGUUUCACUAAGCAAAGACCGGUCUUUUGUAUUGGUGGCCGAAACAACCACUUGCAAGAUCCUAAGGCUUUGGCUCUCUGGUCCAAACGCAGGAACCCAAGACGUGUUUGCUCAGCUUCCGGGUUUCCCGGACAACAUCAGAAGAAACUCAAAAGGAGAAUUCUGGGUCGCUAUACACUCAAAGAAAGGUCUCUUCGCGAAACUCUCACUCACUCAAACUUGGUUCAGAGACUUGGUGCUGAGACUUCCGAUCAGUGGCCCGCGCCUGCACUCUCUGUUCACUGGAGGUCCUCAUGCAACAGCUUUGAAGCUGAGUGAACCAGGAGAGGUUUUGGAGGUGCUUGAAGAUAAAGAAGGAAAGACACUGAGGUUUAUAAGUGAAGUGGAGGAGAAAGAUGGUAAGCUUUGGAUUGGUUCUGUUCUCAUGCCGUUUCUUGGUGUUUAUGAUUUGUAGUUUUCUGCGUUGUUGAGACUUUAUUGUCUUUGCGUUGUUAUCAUUUUAAAUGUCCCAACUAUGUCUACGUACACGUUAACUCUUUUUCGUUCGUUUUGGACGUCCUUUUUGUAUUCAAAAUUAGUGUCGGUAGUGUUUGCAAAUUUAAGUACUCUGUAGAAAUAUUAAUAAAACAGAAAAGUUUAUAAGGCAAAUUUUGAAACCGGUGAAAGAUAUAAUGAAUAUGGUGUACAGUACAG
Molecule: messenger RNA, 1636 nt
Organism: Thlaspi arvense
Lineage: Eukaryota; Viridiplantae; Streptophyta; Magnoliopsida; Brassicales; Brassicaceae
Source: the annotation of a GenBank genome assembly